AUGGCUCAGGCGCUCAUCCCACUGGUCUUCCAGAUGGGCGCAGCUGCUACGUGGGCCGUUGUGGCUGCCCUUGUCGGCAUCAAGACUCUGGGUGUCACCCUGAUUAUUCUCAAGCUGCUACUAGUAGCCGGCGCUCUCAAGAUUGGCGCCUUGUUUGGUCAUAAAGGACAUCAUAGUACUGGCUGGGAACCAUCUCAUCCACCGCAGAAAGAAAUCCAUUUACACAUACACAACGGCCACCAUGGACAUAGCGAGCCCGAAGAACACGUUCCAUUUUCUUCCUGGAGCAGAGACGGUGUACGGAGUAAUCUUGAAAUGAAAAAUGUCAACGUUGCAUAUGAACCUUAUGUUGCUGGACCACAAACAAUAAAUACACCCUACGGAAAUUACGUCAAAAUUGAUUCUAGGCCCAAUGCACAUGUUGUAAAAUAA
Messenger RNA from Parnassius apollo (apollo), 432 nucleotides. The record is from the annotation of a GenBank genome assembly. NCBI's taxonomy places the organism in Eukaryota, Metazoa, Arthropoda, Insecta, Lepidoptera, Papilionidae.